AUGGUUCUAAUUUACGUGGACGAUAUAAUUGUGACAGGAAAUGAUGCCAAGAAACUGCAAGACUUCAUUUCUCAUCUUGACACCAUGUUCGCUUUGAAGGAUUUGGGGCCACUUCACUACUUUCUCGGUAUAGAAGUCCACCGAGAUGAAACGGGAUUAUAUCUCAGUCAAGCAAAGUACGUGAAGGAGUUACUUACUAGAACUGAGAUGCUACAUCUUAAGCCGUGUACCACGCCCAUGACAGUAGGCAAAGUACUGUCGAAAACAGAUGGUGAGUUACUGAAGGAACCCACAGCCUAUCGGAGCAUAAUUGGCGGGCUACAGUAUUUAACUCAUACUCGGCCAGACCUAUCUUUUGCUGUAAACAAGUUGAGUCAAUACUUGCAAACACCUACAACAGCCCACUGGACAGCUGCGAAGAGAGUACUCAGAUACUUGAAGGGAACAAUCAACCAUGGACUUCAUAUCAAGUAUUCAGAUCAGCUCAACAUCACAGGUUAUUCAGAUGCAGAUUGGGGCUGUUGUCCUGAUGAUAGAAAGAGUGUUGCUGGGUACUGUGUUUAUCUUGGAGAUACCCUUAUUUCUUGGUCUUCGAAAAAGCAAGCAGUGGUGUCGCGUUCCAGCACGGAAUCGGAGUAUAGAGCCUUGGCUCAUGUGGCUGCAGAAAUCUCGUGGAUACAGGCAUUAUUAAGUGAGUUUAAUUUUCCUAUACAGAGAACUCCUAUUAGUUGGUGUGAUAAUAUUGGAGCCAGUGCAUUAGCAUCCAACCCUGUCUAUCAUGCACGCACAAAGCACAUCGAAUUGGACGUCCAUUUUGUAAGAGACAAAGUUCUGAAGAAGCAGCUAGAAGUCAGAUAUGUACCGUCCCAGGAUCAAAUUGCCGACCUUCUGACUAAGAGCCUAACGCAUCACAGAUUUCACUUUCUGAGUGACAAACUUGGAGUGGUAGAAACCCCUCUUAGUUUGAGGGGGAGUGUUAGAACAUGA
Messenger RNA from Humulus lupulus (European hop), 987 nucleotides. RefSeq lists its product as uncharacterized. The transcript has a single exon. Lineage: Eukaryota; Viridiplantae; Streptophyta; Magnoliopsida; Rosales; Cannabaceae. The coding region runs from base 1 to 987 and encodes 328 amino acids. The record is from RefSeq and is a predicted model, not a curated record.